Messenger RNA from Durusdinium trenchii, 705 nucleotides. The record is from the annotation of a GenBank genome assembly. NCBI's taxonomy places the organism in Eukaryota, Dinophyceae, Suessiales, Symbiodiniaceae.
AUGAAGAAGGGAUUCCUCGCGCAGCCGUCCACGCGCGCCCACCGGGCUGAGCCGCCGACUGCCACGCGCCACGGCUACGGCGGCGACGUUGGACGCCAGGGAGGUCUGAAAGGAGAUGCGAAGGCCGUUUCCGGACGCGCGGAACUCCAGCUCCGCUGCCAGCAGCAGCCGGUGGACGCGCUCCGUGAGCUGCUGCGGAGCUCAGGAGCCGAAGAGGGGGUGUGGGAGAUGGUGGAGGAAGCGCUGCAGGCCGGCCCUCUAGGCCAGUUCGAAGCGAUGCUUUUGGAGCUGGGCGCUCUGUCCAAGAUGAGUUCCUUGGUGCGGCCCCGCGCUUCUCGGGCAGACGCGGUCGAGGUCGCCCUGCAAACCGCCGCUGACGUCGUUGGAAGCGCCUCAGGGAGGUUCGCCUCGGCGGGCGCUGAGCGCGGCACGCGGCGGGUGCUGUUGGCCUCGGAGUGGCCGAUGGUGUGCGAUGGCGAUUGGCUGGACUUCGGGAGCGAGACCAGGGAGAACGAGACGAGGAAGACUGGGUGUCCAUGUGAUCCAGAUUGGCCGCCUGUGAGGUGUGCAAAGGAGCUGAUGAGUGGAGUUUCUUUACCGCGGAUCACGUUGGAGGAAGCCUGCGGUCAAAUCCAAGAUGCGCCGGCACUGGUGAGAGAUGCUGCCCUUUUGCCAGGUGAGACAGAAUCAAAACCUUCCGUUUGA